Molecule: messenger RNA, 4338 nt
Organism: Mercenaria mercenaria
Lineage: Eukaryota; Metazoa; Mollusca; Bivalvia; Venerida; Veneridae
Exons: 2
Coding region: 456-1694 (412 amino acids)
Biological process (GO): phospholipid metabolic process; arachidonate secretion
Molecular function (GO): A2-type glycerophospholipase activity
Source: RefSeq, a predicted model, not a curated record
CUGUUCACUCCAGUUGUUACAAAACUGUUCGAUAGUGGGACAGUGUGGAUUAAAGAGGCAAAGACGGGUUGUUAGAGAGAACGCUCCGUACUCGCCAGAAAAUGGUCAACGACGCCUGAUUUACUUGAUAAGUUAGUCGGGUGUUUAAACUUAAUAUGACCGUCGCUUCAGUGAUUUCUGGGCGGUAUCUUUUAUUGCUCGCAAACAAAUUAAUGGACACUUGAAAAUUUUGUUGAGUGGUAAAGCUUUAAAAAAUACUAAUGAACUAGUUAUUUGCGAAGAUAUAAAUCCGCUUUCACGCUUUUAAAAAAAUUUAAGAGGAUAUUUUAAGUGUUCAAAUUAGUGUAUAAUAAACACUCAAACAUUUCGGAUGGACUGCGAAUACAAAACCUGCCGCAUAUGUAUAAAGGUUUAAAUUUUUGAAAUGUGAAAAAAUAGGAAUAAGGAAUAUCAAAAUGGACCCAGUGAAAAUACUGUGUUUCAUAUUUUCUGUUUGGCUGGGGGAGUUGUGUGUUUCGGCAAAAUGGUUGCCGGACGACGAUAUUUCCUGGUUAAAAAUUAGAACCCGGAUCCUGUAUCCAAAGAAUUUCGCGAGUGUUCGGAUUAAUUCGCAUAAUGAAAGGGAGUUACGAGUGUCUUUUGGAAAAGUGUUAGCUUUGGAAACCUUUAUGUCAAGUGGUUAUUCGCCGGACUAUGAUAUGAUUUUACGGCAAAUUACCGACGGCCGUCGGAUAUUACAGGCCGUAUAUCAGGGUGGUGUCAUGAAAGAAUGCGACUACUCAAAAGAUUCUACUCAAAUGUUGGAUUUUGUGUCAAAUUUCAUGUCUUCGGAUUAUCAUGGGGAAGAAUUCGGGGAUAUUGUAGUCGCAAAUAUGUAUUCAAACUAUACUCGUAAAAAUAUUAUGCUCGCAUAUCGGAGUUUCAAAAGCUUGGAUUAUUUAAAAGAUUUAUCCGAGGUGGUCGAUAUGCGCCUGCUAAGAAAAGAGUGCCGGAAUUUUCUGGCGGUUGCAACUUCCGUCGCGGAGGAAGAAGCAAAGUCCGGCAAUUUUACAGACAUUUAUGCUGAAAUCCUUGAUAAUACAGACCCGGAGAAAUUCAGUGAAUUCAAUAAAGAACUUUCAGCUCAAAAUUCUAACAGUGAGACUCAAACCGCAUCAACCUCAGAACAUAACAUUAGCAAGCGUUCAACUGCACCGCUGAAACGCAAACGCGCAAAACGUGCUGCGUUUGAUUUUAGCAGCGUUCUAAUUUUCCCGGGAACUAAAUGGUGUGGGAAAGGGGAUUUAGCUCAGUGUUAUGAUGAUUUAGGGGAUGACCACGAGCUGGAUGCAUGCUGUAGGGAUCAUGAUUGCUGCCCGUUCAUGAUCCCGCCAUUCUCUAACAAAUAUGGGAUAUUCAACUACAGAUUUCAUUCCCUGAUCCAUUGCGACUGUGACCAAAGAUUUCGUGGAUGUUUGCGGCAGUCUGUGUCAUCAAUGGCAAAUAUGAUUGGAAAAAUCUAUUUCAACAUCCUGGGCAGCAAGUGCUUCGAUUUUCAGGAAACGGAAGUAUGUGCGGAACGCUCUUGGUGGGGUCGCUGUCAGAGAUAUGAAAACCAGACGAUAGCUGCCGUAAAAAGCCAAGUGUCGUUCAUCGACAAAGAUGGAAACGAAGAUUAUGCUGUAGUUGAAAACCAAAAUGAAAGUAGAAAAUAAUGUAAUUUUUGACGGAAGAAAUAGAAUAAAUCUUCGGAAAAAAAACUAGUGCAUGACUUUACAUUUCAAAUAAAUUACACACAGCUUGACAGGUAUAAUAACAGUUAAGAUUAUUCGUGAGUGACUACUUCAUAUGAGCCGCGCCAUGAGAAAACCAACAUAGUGGUUUUGCGACCGGCAUGGAUCCAGACCAGCCUGCGCAUCCGCGCAGUCUGGUCAGGGUCCAUGCUGUUCGCUUUCAAAGCCUAUUGCAAUUAGAGAAACCGUUAGCAAACAGCAUGGAUCCUGACCAGACUGCGCGGAUGCGCAGGCUGGUCUGGAUCCAUGCUAGUCGCAAAGCCACUCUGAUGGUUUUCUCAUGGCGCGGCUUGUUAUAAUGUUUCUAUUCUAACGUAGAUAAUUGUACAGUGAUAUUUAUUUCCACAAAUCAAUUAAGAGGAAACAGAUGCAGACCUAGGAGUCUCUUGUUUAUUUUUUGUGGAGGUUUACGAACGUAAUUUGUAAAAUUAUUUCUCAAUCAGACCACCUAUAUCAAAUAACCCGCAAGUUUAUUAUUUUCAAAGUCAACAUUUUGAUGGAAAAAAAACACACCUCGGUGUAAUUCUUGUAAGUCACGCAUAAUAAGAUUAUAUUUGUCUUGUUAACUCCGAUGUUGAUUAUUAUUUAUUUGUCUUCGUGAGUCAUGAUAUAUAUUAAUACUUUAAUAGGCGACACAUAUAUAUUGCAUACUUUAAAUGUUUAUAUGCAAAAAUAUGUUGAAGGUGAAAACACCCUUCAAGAAUGUUUGAAUAAAUGAAAACCAGCCGUUUCUUGGUCUGAACAAACAGAGGCUUACAGUGUCCUUACACGGUACAAUGUCUCUUGUCAAAUUGCAAUUUUUGUCUUAAAUAAUAAUAAAGGUUAGUCGAGCGAAAAACUCUUAGAUGCGUGUUUGCUUGUUUAAUUCAUACUAAUUUGAUGAGCGGUCAGCAAUCGCAAGUACUGUCAACAUCACCGAGUUUUCCGUCGCUCGAUUUGUUGAAAUCAUACAUCGUUUUUAAUCAUUUUAUGUUCAAAUUGAAGUUCAUAACUGCAGUUUCCUAUAGAUAAAUAACGUGCUUUUAUUCUAACAUGUUGAAUCAGUCAAGUAUAUUGCAAAAUAACGGCUCGCUUAGUUUUCUUUUAGCAAUUUACGUUUUUUGUGUCAUACAACAUAAUAAUACAGGCGUUCACUAAAUUGUAAGAUUGAUAAUUUCAUUUUCUUUAAUGAAGUUUCUUUCAACAACCUUGCAUAAAUCAUUAGACAUUUGCAAUUCAUCAAGGGAUACUAUUAAAUACCUUUCCUACGUAUUUGAAAUUACACUCGAAUUGCAUGAUUUAAAGGUUAAAGCAGUUAGUCUCUAAAUAUAACAAGUAAAACAAUACCAGUACCCUUCAAUUUAAAGGCACAUCCGAUAGUUUCCAUUGCGCAUGUAUUAGCGUCUUCCCCGUCAAUUCCAUUCUCUGGUAUAUACAUGUAAUUCACGUAGAAACAUGCAUAUUAUUUAUCAUUAUUUCUGUCGAUUCCAUAAAGCUAUUCGUUUUUUUUUAUUUUCAUAAAGAGGACAAACAUGUAUAUGCAAAUAAAUGGGCAGUUUUUUUAAUCGGGAGGAGACACACAUUUACAGUGCACACUAGCUGGAACAGGGUUCAAUUGUUUAAGAAGAAUACUAGUUUUUAUGUAUGGAUUUUUAAAGAUGUGUAUUUCUUCUUUCAUUGGUAAGACUUUUUAAAAUCUUUUUAUAUCUCGUUUGUCAUAUUUUGUAUUUGUUAAGUUGUUUUAACAGAAAUACUCGCCUAAGUGAUAUUUAUUACUGUCAUACUUUUGAAGUCUUCAUUAAUGUUCUUUAUAAUAUUCAUGUUUAAGUUGAUAUAAUAGUUUUAAAAUCAGAUUCAAAGACACGGGUUUAAUUGGAUUUUGACUUCAAAGACAGAAUGAAGCUUUAAGAGUUAAAACUAAAAGUUUUAUACCAUUAGAUUAAAAUGUUGCGAUUAAAACACUUUUUUGUAGAUUGUCCAUUAAUUUUCUUUGCAGUGGAAUCCUGUCUCAAUCUUAAACGUUUGAAAGCAUUUUCAAUAUCUGAAUUCUAAGUUCGCGAAAUGUUGUCUUUUACAAUUUUGAAUGUAAGGCUUGUUCAGUUUUUAUAAAAUGCACCAGUAAUUUCGGAAUAACCUAACAAGAGUAUAGGAUGUUAAUUUUUAAAAGGCUCUUCCAACUGUGUCUAUUUAUAUCGUUUUGAGUAGAUCCACUUGUGUUAACAAGGGGGCGUAACAGUUUCAGUUGUUAUUUUCAAGUUAUUCUGCAUAAUACUUUCAAUGUAGAAGUGCUCCAUGUAGUUUCUCAUGUGACUGUUAUGCUUGAUUAAAGCAUCUACAAUUUUAUAGAACUAGAUAGACUCCAUUGCAUUGAUGACGUCAAGGGUAAAAGCACGCCAGUACAAUUUUAGUUUAAGAGCGUGUGUGUGUCCAGGAUGAGGUAACAUGUUUAUCCAAAAUGUUACAUUUACCCGUAUAAAGUAAAUACUUUGACUACAUUGUACAACCAUUUGUGUAUAUAGCAAUAUCAACGGGUAAUAAAAUAUGUAGAUAUGUAUGUUUUAUUUUAAUAAAUGUUACAAAAACCGAA